AUGCCACGUGGGAGGCGGCGGAGCCGCCGCCGCCGCCGGGCCGGAGUCGCGGCCCCGCUAACGCUGGGGACGGCGCUCGCCGGCCGCCGCGAGGAGGGGAGGUCGCGGAGCCCCCGGGACCGCACCGGGAUCGCCGAGACCCGAUGGGUGCUCGGCGCGGUGGCGCCCGGCUCGCGGCUCGGCCUCCCAGGCCUAGAGGCGCUGGCGGCGGCGGCCGGGCCUAGGGGCGGCUCGCCGCCCUGGGCGGCGCCCUCGCUGCUGCAGGUGCCGGCGGCGGCCCAGCCGGCCCCGCGGCGGGACGGCAGCGACCUGCCCGCCGGCGCGCCCGCCGCCCUGGCCGUGCUGCGGCUUCAGCCCGGCGCCGAGGGCUCGGCGCGGGCGGCGGCAGCGGCGGCGGCCGGGGCCGCGCCGCGCCUGCGGACCGUCUACGUGAACCCGCGCUGGCUGGAGCGCCAGGCCGCGCUGGGGGCGGCGGCGGCAGCGGCGGCGGCCGCCAGCCCCUGCGCCGAGGCGGCAGCGGCGAGCGCUCCGGCUCCGGCAGCAGCGGCGGCGGCGGGGCAGGGCGAGGCCGAGGCGGCGGCCACCCCCUACGUGGGGCUGCGGCGGCCGCUGGGCUACAAGUUGGCCAAGGCCACGAAGGAGCGGAUCUGGCGGGGGGAGUUCAUUGACCUCUUUUCCUUGCUCCACACAGAGCUGGCCCCCGAGCACGGCCCGCGCCCGGGGGACACGCUGGACCAGUGGGUCUCGGCCUUCCUGGUGUACGCCAGCGUGCUGUGCGAGAAGCACCCGGCGCGCUGCGGAGCCAUGUUCAAGUACCUGGACACCAUCCGCAAGCUGCACGCCACCUACGGGGGCACCUCCUGGAUGAACUACGAUGAGGAUUUCCGGCGGCGGGCGGCCAAGAACCCCUCGCUGCCCUGGGGCGACGUCGACUUGGACCUGUGGAUGAAGUGGAUGGCGCCCCUCAAGUCUCUUGUCCCCAGACGCCUGCGUACCGACAGCGAGACACAGGCCUCGCCGGCCCAGCCGCCACCGCCGGGCCAGAGCCCCAAGCAGGAGGAGAAAAGCCAGACUCCAUGAAAACAGAAGACCAGUUGGGAUGGGAGUCAGACUAAGUGGCCUGACUCCGUUGGUGUUUAAGUGGAGCUCUGGUAUUCUAGUGCAUUCUUUUACCUCUGCUUCUGUUGCGUUGCAAGCUGUGCUAGAGAAGACGUAGGAAAUUCAUUUUACCAAUCAGCAAUUGUAACAAUGGACUACAAACCUGCAGAGCAAGCCAGUUUGCUGGAAAACAGGAAUUCCUGCAGCGCAGCACUUGUCACAGACUAUCCAAAGAGGGCAAAGAUUCAGGAAGGUGAAUAAAUUGAACACUGGUUGAAUGAGGUCAGGAGCACUCUCCCGGAGGAGAAUCCUGCCCUAAAAUACUACUUUGAAAGUAAAAGCCAAUUUAAUGCGCAGAUUAAACCUUCUCAUUUGACCAAACUUGUGUGCAAUCCUGGAUCUUUGCAGAUCACAACCGGACACUUCAGAACCCUAUGUAUUAUAUUUGUUUAAAAAAAAUAAAUCAUAACUUGUAUUGUUACAGCUGUUACUUUUGCCAUUUCAUUGAGAGUAUCUGCAACAUAAAUGUGUAUUUGACUCAGAAAAGUAUCAUACACUUGGGAUAAUAACUCAGGUUGUCAACAGAAUUAUUCUGUUAGGCUCAGUAUCCUCUUUCCAUUGUUCUGCAUUAACCAUUACUGUCAUUGUCAAAUAGCCCAACUGUGCAUUACAAAAUUCUUCAUCAAUUAUAAUGAUUGACCUAAGUUAUAAUUUUGUUUUUAUCCUAGUAGAUUACUUAAAAUCGUGACCAUCAGACUAGACCUUUGUAGUUUGGUGUUCAUGAAAAUCUUUUUCACUGAUUCACAGUUUUCAUUUGGCAUCUCAGUAUGUUGUUUUCUUCUCCUUUUUCCUUGCAUACUAAGGGGUGUGGUCAGGGUAAUGCUAUGAUCCAGUAAUGCGCAUGAUGGUAAGGGUUGGCCUUUAGUUGUUUCAGGAAAAAGCUGCCCUUAUGUCCUCUCCCUUUCUCAAUAUUUCCAAUAAUAUGCAUAACAUAAAGUGUUUGUAAAUUGAUAUCAAACUGUUUGUGACUUCACCUAAAUAAAUUUUUAUAUUUAAAUGCUA
Messenger RNA from Melospiza georgiana, 2160 nucleotides. RefSeq lists its product as uncharacterized. Lineage: Eukaryota; Metazoa; Chordata; Aves; Passeriformes; Passerellidae. Bases 1 to 1080 code for a protein of 359 amino acids. The record is from RefSeq and is a predicted model, not a curated record. The transcript is spliced from 4 exons.